Messenger RNA from Fusarium oxysporum Fo47, 4175 nucleotides. RefSeq lists its product as uncharacterized. NCBI's taxonomy places the organism in Eukaryota, Fungi, Ascomycota, Sordariomycetes, Hypocreales, Nectriaceae. The transcript has a single exon. Bases 7 to 4116 code for a protein of 1369 amino acids. The record is from RefSeq and is a predicted model, not a curated record.
AUCAAGAUGGCGAGUGGUCCGCCUUACAAUGGUUACCAGGUGCCGCCUGGUCCGGGAGUGCCUAACCACGCUCCCCCACCACCAACGCAGCAGUACUCUCAAUCCCCUCACCUUCAACAAUACUCUUCACCUCCGCCUCAACAAUAUGUUCCUGGUCAGCAACCGAACUAUCAAUCGCCUCAUCCAGGCCACGCGCAACAGGCCUACCAAACUCCGCAGCCGCCUCCAGCACAAUAUGCACAAUCACCGCAAGGCGUGCCUCAGCAGUACGCAUCGGCUCAGCAGCACAACUACCAGUCUCCUCCUCCGCCAGGCCACUACCAAGUGAGUCAACCCGCGCAAUCACCUCAGGUUCAGCAUACCCAAUCGCCGCAAGGUCAAUAUCCUCAGCAGCAGAUUCCUGGCCAGCAGCCCAGCUACCAGACACCGACCUACGGUGUCGCAGCCCCGCCGACACCUGCGCAGCACCAGCAGCAGUACCAGCAACAGGCCGCUCAGUUCGCGACUCGACCCUCAGCUCAAGCCCAACUGCAAUCAACCGCUCAAUCCUUGUUUAAGUCUGGAAAAGGUAUCCUGGGAAAUCUCGCUAGCAACAUCAAGUCCAAGUACCCUGCUUCCUCACCUUCCGGCGCUCCGCCAAGUUCUGGCACCUCAUACACUGGGGAGGCACCGAAGCCAACGUACAACCCCGCGCAGCAUCCCACACAAACGCCUUUGAGCCCGACAAACUCAUUCCCGCAAGGAUAUGGCCAAACUCAGUCUCAGCAGGCAUAUGCCAAUCAGGCGCCUCCAACACCGCAGCAGAGCGUCCCGCCCGCUGCUCCAGGCUAUCCUCCGACUCAGCACCAUGCAGCACAAGCGACACCCUCAGGUCAGCCACCCAGUGCGCCUGGUCAACCAUCUCACUUGAGUUGGCAAGAGCGUUUAGAGGCUGCCCAGCACCCCAGUGUGGAGUUUCAGCAAUCGCACGCGAAUGUUCACGUAGGUGUACCAGGCACAGUAUCUCAGCCGCUGGUUCAAUCACCACCAGGUGCCUCGCCAUAUCCCCAGCUCGCAUUGCACCAUCAGCAGUCCAAUCCGUAUCAACCUACAUCUGCGCCGCCUGCCCAUCAACCUGUUCCACAAGGAGCGGGCUCUGCCGCCUCACCUGGGUACGGCCAGAACCCUCCUCAAGCGCUUUCGCCGCAUCAACAGCACCAGAGUGCUCCUCCUCAGCUUCAACAACAGACAUCAUGGCCACAACAGGGUGGCGUGAGUAAUUCAUUCAACCCGGCACUGUCAUCGCCCCCACCUCCGCCACAGACAGCUCCCCCGUCUGGUCCUCUCGUUGGUUCUCCCAGCCAUGGCUCUCCUGCUCUACAGCAACAGCCACAGUAUCACCAGCAAGCUGGUGCGACCAAUCCUCAAGAUCCAACAGCGACCCAGCAAGCUGGUCAAGCAUCGACGUAUCAGGCUGCCCCAGCUAGUGCCACGCACAACCCGCACCAGGUCCUCCCGCCCCAGCAGCUCUAUCAGAGUCCCCCUCCCCAAGGGUACCCGCAACAGCAGGCAACUGGUCCUUACAACCCAAUGGCCGCUUCAGGGAUGUCGCCGACCGCGCAUACAGUACCUGUCCCGCUAGCUCAGAGUGUUCCCAUGAGCCACCCACAAAGUCCUCCUGCAGCACAGUCACCGCACCAGCAACACCAAACUCCACCAGCGCAGCAGCUUGUCAGCCCGUCGGCAGCAACUCAGGCGCCUUUUCAGGGAGUUUCUGGACCCCAGGGGCAGUAUUAUACACCAAACCAGGCGCAAGUCCCUCAGACUGGAGGUGCGCCCGGUGGUGUCCAGCCGAUUGCUCCCCCAGGCCAGGCUCACAGCUACCCGCCUCCACCACCUCUGCAGCAACCGCAGCACGAUGUACACUCUGUCGCUGCCCCAGUACCAAGCCAUUCCCAACCGUACAGUCCACCGGUCAACCAGCAGGUUCCUCCGGCACAAUACAUGCAGCAUCCUGAAGUCGCAACUACCAGCCCUCCGACCUCCCAGCAUUAUACGUCACCUCCUAAUCUGCCGCCCACAGCUGGCACGAUCAAUCAUGGACAAGUGCCUGCAAAUCCCCCACCAACGGUACCAGGUCAGCAGUUCCAGCCAUACCAGCCUGCUCCCGAACUGCCAAACUCUCAGCUUCCACCGGCAAAUGCGAAUAAUGUACCCAACCAACCCGCUGCUUAUGGCUAUCAACAAGAUCCUGUCGCUUCUCUGUCUGCUCAAAUGAACAAUCUGAACGUCCUGAAUAGUGGUCACCCCCUAACAGUACCUAGUACUGGCUCGAUCGCACGACAGGAUGGGCCUCGGGGACCGCCUCCCUGCCAAGCUACUGGUAUGUCCAGCGACACUCUCCCAUACUGUCCCGAAGAUAGAACCGUGAGCUAUUCGCUUGAUUGGUAUCGUUUCAUUGCUGUGCCACAGUAUCUCAUUUGUACGAGGUGCUAUGCCGACUAUGUUCAGAGCACCCACCUCGCGGGCCACUUCGAGAGGUACCAUUCGCCCGAGGGCACAGAAUCCAAGUGCGGCUUCUGGUCUCCUCGCGCACGAGAGGUACUCUGGCCGCAGGCUCUUCAGACUAACGACGUCAGACCUCUACAGGCAUGGAUGGAGAAGAGCCUGACUCUCAAACCAUGCAAGGGUAGGGUCUGGACAACUGCUGCUGACGAGGUCAAGUGGUGGGGUAUGGUCAACAACGAGAUCGAUGGGUUCAUAUCGUGCGAUGCCUGCUACGAGGACCACGUCGUCGGCACCGCUUUCGAGUCUCGCUUCCAGCUUUACCGUCAGCAAGGUCAAGACGAAAAAUGGAUGUGUGAUUUGUGUAUACCUUACAUCGCCAAAACAGCAGUUAAGAUGGCAAAGCAGAAUCACUGGAACGGCUUCAUCGAAGCCGCAAAGGUGCGCGUUCAUCUUCCACUGUGCGAAGGCAGAGAUGAAGAGUCCAACAAUGGACAUUGGAUGUUACCGCGCCGCAAGAUCAAGGACAUGACCAUCUGCGAGGCAUGUUAUCUGGACAAACUUGCCUUAACGCCAUUCGGCAACGAGUUUGAACGUCACAUCCGUGCAGAAGGCUUUGACGCCUUCGUUGAGUCGAUUGGCCAGAGAUGGAAGUGCAAGCUCACCGAUACAGCUGUUAACAUGAGUAUUGCGCUCGAAGCAGCCAUCUAUCGCCGAGACUUCGACGUCUUCUGGAAUGCCGCCAAUGCCAUUUCUGGUCUCGUCCCAUGCACUAUUCAUGGCAUCGUACGUGGCAAUUGGUGGACAGUCGCUGGAGGGUGUGCCGACUUCGAUGUCUGCGAGGCUUGCUAUAAGGGAAUCGUCGAGACGUCUGGCCUCGAGAAAUUCUUCGAGCCUGUCCAGCGCGAUCAGACUGUCGACAUCAUUUGCAACUUUUGUCCAGGUACUCCCCGAUGGGGCAUGUUCAUCACCAAGUUCGCCGAAGCUCUUGACAAAGGUGUCUUCAGUCACUACUCUGACUACGUCAAGAAAUGGGCUGGAGUGCCGACCUGUCCAGGUAUCAAGAAUAGAGGCAAGAGUAAAUGGUGGGGACACCCAGAGGCUCUGGCCUGUCAAGACUGCUGGUUGAACUUUGUGGCCGAUACUCCCUUAGGAGAUUCCGUUCCUGUCAAGGACGUAUACGACGAGCGUACCUUAAUCUGCCAGCUAUGGUCUCCAAGAAUGCGCAACAUGUGGCUCGCAGCUUGUGCCGCCGGACCUCCUGGAUCGCCGGAGUCACAAAAAGCCCUGGAUGAGUUCAAAGCCUUUGGAGCAAGACGUGUUCAGGUGUACAACGCGACCGUACCUCACAUUGAGAUGAUACAGCAGAUGCAGAUGAUGAAGCAAAUGCAGGCUAUGCAACAGGGACAACUAAGCUUGAUGUAUCAGGGCAUGAAUGGCAUGGCAUCUAUUAGUGGCAAUACGGAUGGGUACUUGCAUGGUAAUAGUUCCGUUGGAUACUAUGAGACUGAACAUGGGGUCACGGCGGCGAACAUGAUGAAUAACAUGCAUGCUGGGAUGGCGGACGCGAAUAAGAUGAGUGAUUGGCAAACGAUAUUGCAGCUACAGGCCACUUGGAUGGAGGUUGAGUAAUCUAGUUCUUGAAAGUGGACAGCUUUAUCUCGAGAUAGGUUUACAUGAUCAUAAAAUCC